AUGUUUUACAUAGUUCAAAUUUUAGUGAUGAGAUUAGCCACACAGUGUGCCACAGGAAUGAGAACAUAUGGACGAUGGUUCAAUCCCGAGAUCCGAGCUGCUGUUCGUCACAAGAAUCUGCGUGAAGGAGCGCAUGGAUCAGCCAUUCCAAAUGUGAAGAAAUCCUCUAUGCAAUUCCCGAAAGAAAUCACAAAUGGACAACAACAUCCGAAACACAAAGCCUUUCGCUACAAACACCAAAUACACAGUAAUCCUAGAAAACAAAUCCCUCCAAGCCAACAUUCUCCCACCUGUCCUCCACCAAAU
Molecule: messenger RNA, 306 nt
Organism: Mesorhabditis belari
Lineage: Eukaryota; Metazoa; Nematoda; Chromadorea; Rhabditida; Rhabditidae
Source: the annotation of a GenBank genome assembly